AUGAACGAAUUAAUGAAUCCAUUAUUGGAUAAAGCCACAUAUAUUGAACCGUAUGGAUUACAGAUUGUCGGUAAUUUCACUUUGGCUUUUUUAAAUCUAUCACGUAAUUUAAUCAGUGUCGAUGGUUUCAAAGCACUGCAAGAAGCAGUAACUUAUCAAACUAAAAUAUUAAAUAGUGGAAAUUCAUCAACAAACUUUGGUACAGGAUUAUUAAAGCUGUUACUUGAUAAUAAUUUAAUUAGUGACGACUCUGAAAUACUGUCAACGAUCAAUGAGCUACUUGCACCAAGAGAUCCUUCAAUGAAAAGCGCAAACAGUGAAAAAUCAAUUGAAUCCGAAUUAUCCAGUUCCAAUAUAACAACUAAUUCAUAG
Messenger RNA from Trichobilharzia szidati, 372 nucleotides. NCBI's taxonomy places the organism in Eukaryota, Metazoa, Platyhelminthes, Trematoda, Strigeidida, Schistosomatidae. The record is from the annotation of a GenBank genome assembly.